CCGCUCCUCCAGCCUCCCCGAGCCGCGGGACCCGCCACCGCCGGUUCGGCCCCCGCCUCGCGCUGCCCCAUUGCAUUGUCACCUGUCUGGAGAAAAGUUGGAAGGAAGAUACUGUUUAGAAGUACUGAUUUGGAAAAAAAGGUUUCCCUCUUCAAGAUGAUUCCCUGCAGAGCAGCUCUGUCUUUUGCCCGAUGUCUGAUCCGGAGAAAAAUUGUCACUCUGGACAGUCUAGAAGAUACCAAAUUAUGCCGUUGCCUGUCCACCAUGGACCUCAUAGCCCUGGGGGUCGGAAGCACUCUUGGAGCUGGGGUGUACGUGCUUGCUGGGGAAGUUGCCAAAGCCGACUCUGGGCCCAGUAUCGUGGUUUCCUUCCUCAUCGCCGCCCUUGCUUCGGUGAUGGCAGGCCUUUGCUAUGCUGAAUUUGGGGCCCGAGUCCCCAAGACUGGCUCUGCAUAUUUGUACACUUAUGUUACCGUUGGAGAAUUGUGGGCCUUCAUCACUGGCUGGAAUCUCAUUUUAUCUUAUGUGAUAGGUACCUCAAGUGUUGCAAGAGCGUGGAGUGGUACCUUUGAUGAACUUCUCAACAAACAGAUUGGUCAGUUUUUUGGGACAUACUUCAAAAUGAAUUAUACUGGUCUUGCAGAAUAUCCUGACUUUUUCGCUGUGUGCCUUAUAUUGCUUCUAGCAGGUCUCUUAUCUUUUGGAGUAAAAGAGUCUGCUUGGGUGAAUAAAAUCUUUACAGCUAUUAAUAUUCUGGUCCUUCUCUUUGUUAUGGUUGCUGGAUUUGUGAAAGGAAAUGUGGCAAACUGGAAGAUAAGUGAAGAGUUUCUCAAAAAUAUUUCAGCAAGUGCCUGGGAGCCGCCUUCUGAAAAUGGAACCAGUAUCUAUGGAGCUGGUGGCUUUAUGCCUUAUGGUCUGGCAGGAACAUUGGCUGGGGCUGCAACCUGUUUUUAUGCUUUUGUGGGAUUUGACUGCAUUGCAACAACUGGUGAAGAAGUUCGGAAUCCUCAGAAAGCUAUUCCUAUUGGAAUUGUGACCUCUUUACUUGUUUGCUUUAUGGCCUAUUUUGGGGUCUCUGCUGCUUUGACACUUAUGAUGCCAUACUACCUCCUGGAUGAAAAAAGCCCCCUUCCAGUAGCAUUUGAGUAUGUUGGAUGGGGCCCUGCCAAAUAUGUCGUUGCUGCAGGCUCCCUCUGUGCUUUGUCAACAAGUCUUCUUGGAUCCAUUUUUCCAAUGCCUCGUGUAAUCUAUGCUAUGGCGGAGGAUGGGUUGCUUUUCAAAUGUCUAGCUCAAAUCAAUUCCAAAACGAAGACACCAAUAAUUGCUACUUUAUCAUCGGGUGCAGUGGCAGCUGUGAUGGCCUUUCUUUUUGACCUUAAGGCUCUCGUGGACAUGAUGUCCAUUGGCACACUGCUGGCCUACUCUCUGGUUGCAGCCUGUGUUCUCAUUCUCAGGUACCAGCCUGGCUUAUCUUAUGAGCAGCCCAAGUUUUCUUCUGAGAAAGAAGCUCUGGGAUCAUGUGCCGGUGCAGCCUCAAAAAGCGAGUCCCAGGUCACAAUGCUGCAAGGACAGGGCUUCAGCCUGUGGGCCCUCUUUAGCCCCUCCACUCUACCUACAAAACAGUCAGCUUCUCUCGUGAGCUUUCUGGUAGGAUUCCUUGCAUUUCUUGUCCUGGGCCUGAGUAUUUUGACCACUUACGGGGUGCGUGCGAUUGCCAAACUGGAGGCCUGGAGCCUUGCUCUUCUCGUGCUGUUUCUUGUUCUCUGCAUUGGUAUUGUUCUCAUCAUUUGGAGACAACCCCAGAACCAGCAAAAAGUAGCUUUUAUGGUUCCAUUCUUACCAUUUUUGCCAGCCUUCAGCAUCCUGGUAAACAUUUAUUUGAUGGUCCAGUUGAGUGCAGACACUUGGAUCAGAUUCAGCAUUUGGAUGGCGCUUGGUUUCCUGAUUUACUUUACUUACGGCAUUAGACACAGCCUGGAGGGCAAUCCAAGAGAUGAAGACGACGAUGAAGAUACUUACGCGGACAACAUCAAUACAGCCACAGAGGAAAAAUCUGCCAUUCCAGCAGAUGACCUUCACCCAAGAAACCUCAGUUUACCAUUCAUAUUCCACGAAAAGACAAGCGAGUGCUAGUGCUUACUGGCCCAGUUGUUCAUGAGCACAUCCUCCACGGAGCAACCAUGACAGGGUGUCGUCAUCACGGCUUUCGUGGGUCCGCUGCAGACAGAGUUCACCCUAAUUUAUACUUCUUCACCUGGACAGCACUGCCUCUGAUGGUGAAUUAUGUGCCUGGAGAAACCUCCUGAGCUCUCUUCUCAGUGAGGGUUAUCUCCAAAUGAGAGUGUAUGUGUAUGUGUGUGUGUAUGUGUUGGGGAAUGUGAAUGUUAGAAGUUGUUGGUCGUUUACUCUCAUUGCAUUACAUUUUCCUGGUGUUGUCAUUAAUUGGUGGCAUCUACUGCACAAACUGAAAUGGAGGUAAUCACUGAAGGGAGAAGUGUUCUGUAUGUGCCUGAUGCAGCUGGGGAUUUAAAUACCUGUUGCUUUCCCUUAUUAGGGUUCAUUAAUGUCCAUUUAGGGCAUAUUCAAAAUGUAAGUACCCAUCAUGGUAUCAUUCACUGGUCAGGAGUAAGAGGAGUGAGUUUAGUACAGAUUUAUUUUUUCUAUGAGGUGUGACAGUUUGCUGAAACUUUAACCAAUCAAUGUGUUUGUGGCUGUGGUGCCAUGCAGGGCAUGGAAGUGGAGUGGUAUUCUGCAUCACCAGGUACCUGUCCUCCUGGAGAGCGGUGGUCCUUCACCUGCUGUGAAUGCUGUACACCCUCAGCUCAAUCCAAGGCUUGAGAGAGGUGGUGUGAGCUACCUGAGACCCUUUGUGCUGGAAAGUAAAGGUGGUCCCCAGAGUUGGAAAGCAUAAGUGAGUGGCAAUGAUGAGGAUAUGUUUGAAGAUCAGAGUUAGACAUAUGCUUGGAUAAGUAGAACCUCACAUCGUUUCUCUAAAGUCACUUACGUAAACCAAUAGAUUCUCUCUUGUUACACAAUUGGCAGGCUGACUCAGACUUAACCUCAAAUUUAAUAACUAAUCAUAGUUCUAUUUUUUUUUAACUUCAUCAGGCACAGAAUUCACUCCUUUGUUUCUAUUAUUGUUUUGUCUUGUCCUAGCUAUGAGGGGCUGUGGUAGCAAAUGUUGUCUUUACUAUAUGCAAAAGAGAACAAAUGGAUACAGAUGAGAAAAUUCCCCUUUUCUGAUUUUAAAGUCCCUAUUCAGAUAUUACAGAGCACUUGGCCCAACUUAAGGGGUUUAGAUCUAAUUUGCUUUUGAUAUUUCUUUUGGAGACAUUUAGGGAUUUUUAACCCCAUUCCAUAAAUUUAGGAAUGUUUUCCCAUGUCCCAUAAAUUGUUCAGCACUUUUUAUUUCAUUUAUUUUUUAAGUAAUCACACUUAAGCUAUUAAUACAAGCUCUAGUAUUAUAUAACAGCCCAUCAGUGGCUGGGGAAUAAAAUAUUUAGCAUAAAUUUUUAAAUGACCAUUUAAAAAUUCAAGUUACAUAUGAACCAAAUUGUAAUAUAAACAUAGAAACUUUUACAUAAAUAAAUUUUUACAUCUAUGAUUCUCUAAUUAGUAUAUUUCUCUAAUAGUCAACUAUCUGCAGUAUGUUUUGCGUCUCAUGAAUUAUUUUUCUGACAUAAUUAAAUAGUUCACUAGAUGAGGUUAGUGUCUAAACAUUUAUAUAUGGGCUACAUUCCCAGGAUGAGCCUUAUCAUGCAUAUUAGUUGACCAGCUUAAUCCAAAGGCAAAGAAAACACUAGUUUUCUGAGAACUCUUCCGAGUGAUCAAUUACUUUAUUGAUGCCAUUAACAAACAAGUUGCAAUAGUUUGGUCUAAUGAAAAAUUGAUUGUAAUUAAAUAUCAAAUAAACAGAUCGAAGCCAGAGUUUCUGACCUAUAGUGCUAGCAUCCUGACACCAAGCCCAUGACUGACAUUCCAGUUCCCAGGGUGCACCUGGUAAAAUCUGAAUUCAGAAUUGCCUUUCAAGCUGCAUCAUUUAUCAGAGAGGAUAAGCAAAGGACUAUGGUCAUAAUCAUAAGUCCUUGCUGUUGUAGCAGUAGGCUGAGAACCUCUUUUUUUCUAUAAUCAAUCUAGAAAAGGCCCUUCACACAGGGAACAUGAAGAAUUUCAUCUGAGAAUAUUGGAAUCUUUUACUGUAACAAAAGCAAGAACUUUGUUUAGAAUGUGAUAGGCAGCUAAAAUUGUCAUGCCCAUUGUGUUCAAUUAGGAGCAGAAUUUUAGUUAAAAAUUAUUUUUCCACAUUGAAACACUUUGUAAACACAAAUAGCUCUAAAAAAUGCUUUGUUCAGUUGCUGUUUAUUUUCCUGUGAAAACUCGCAUUUGUACUCGUAUGUACAUGAGUGUAUAUAUAUAUAUCUAUAGAUAGGUAUGUGUGUUUCAGAUGUCAGUGUAUAAGCCAGUGGGUUUAUAAUGAGCUUUAUAUGGGUUAAAAAAGCCAACAGAUGCAGAGAAAAAUUAAUGUUUUUUAUUGAUAGGUAUGCUUAUACAAAAAAUUUAGGUUUUAAACUAUUUUGAAAUAUAUAGCAAUUUUAUAUGUAUAAUAUUUUCUAUAGAUAGAUUCUUUAAGAGAUAUAUUUAUAAUGUUUCUAAUAUGAAAUCACUGAACUUUAGUACAUUUGACAGGUGCUUUAUAAUCUGAAAUGGAGUGCGGGUGGGGGAUUUUAGGUUAUUUCUGUUUACUUGUUUCUGUUGCACCUUUGCUGACAUCUUGAAGUAUGUGUUUUUUUAGUAAAAGUCCAUCAACCAGUUCUUACCACCUCUCUAUACCUACAUUUUAAUGUAUAACUUUUGAACAAAAUGUUAUUUCUUAAGAGUACCAAAAUGUUUUAUAGAUAAUGUAAUUUGACUAGUAAUCAAUGACACUCACACUUACAUAACGUUCUCUUGAGAAAUUAAAAAAUCCAUAUACACAUUCUUUUCAUUGUGAUUAAAUAAAAACAGCUUAAAUUACUUUUCUUUUUUAUAUCAGGAAAUAUAUUACCAUUUUCAUUGAGAAACUUCUCAUAACAGAACCUUUAUUUUAUACCCUUAAAAAAAGAUUUGUGAGUGACCACAUAAAUGCCUACCUAUCCUACAUUUAAGAAGGUAGCUCUGCAAAUUCAAGUCAUUUAUGAGAAAAAUUUAGAAAUUUUGAUACAUAUACUAAAAUACAGAUUACCGCUUAAUCACAUAUUCCCCAGAGAGAAACAUUAAGAAAACUAUCCAUAACCUAAUUUAGGACAUGUAAUAAAGAAAAGCUAAUGUUGACAUAUAUAAAACUUUACUAUUACCAACCAUAAUUGAUAGAAAAUACCUGUUUCAGAAUUAUCUACCUUUAAAAGAUAAGCAUUCUUUUAAUUUUUCUGAGUAAAGAUUUCAUUUUAAUUUUCUUUCUUUAAAUAUUAGCCAAAAAUGUUUUAGGUCCUGGAUGUUUACAACUAGUUAAAAUAUUUUGAAUUAGAAUCUACAUUUGCCAAAUUAUUUUCAAAAUUUAUUUAAGUGCUUCGUGGGGAGAAUAAGAAAAAGUAAUGGCUCCCCAAUACUGAUAAUGCCAGUGGGGGCAGGUUAGUCUUCUUUGCUCUUGUCAGGACAUAUUUCAUGAUUACAAACCACACAAUAAAGUGCCAGGAUUCCAUCCUCCCUGUGAUGUUCUCCUGAUGUGCUUCAUCCUCUGCUAGUUAACACCAAAAAUGAAAUUUCCACAGGACCUCAAGGGACUGCAUUUAGCAUAUACAUCAUGGAAUAUUAAGAGUCACAUGAUUAUGGUGAAUUCUUUGGAGGGCGGGGAUUAUCUGUUCUUUUUGCUAGUGCCAAAAUAGUGCCUUCUCUGUACAUUUCUCACACAUGUGCUAAACAUGAAGGGAAAAAGUACCAAAGUUCACAUAGUAACUAAUGCCAGCACAGGCCAUUUUUUAGUCAUGUAGAUGAGAAAAUACGACUGUUUGAUUUUGUUGUUUAGCUAAGAUUUUUUUCCCCUUUGUGCAUAAUUGUAUUUAAACAUUUAUCAAUGGCUUUUGGUUGCUAGGUUUUGAGAGGCCUCAUCUGUUAUUGUUGUGGUUGUUGGUUUUUGUAACAUUCGUUAUUGUUUUGAUGUACACAAGUUAGUCUUAGUGAUUUCAAAUGCAUUUUGUUAUGGCUCAACCCAAUUCGCGGCCCUGUUUGCUGGGAGCACUCUAAGCUCUUAAUUCGCUAUGGCUGGAGCCACUGUCACCAUUUCUGGCCUUAAAGAGCUGUUAUUCACCACUGACAGCUCUGUGGGGUUAUAACCAGGACUCCAGGGUGGCUCCAGGGUCAGGCAGCCUGCAAAUUGUGAACACCUAUAGUUACCCCUGUUAGGUGCGGUCUUAGGAUAAUGGGAUAGGAUGCAAAGUGAAAGACUUCAUAUAAAAGUAAGAUAGAUUGCGAUCCUUGAUUUCAGUUGAGUAUCCCAUGUGUACCUCAAGGAAAUGAUCAAGAACCUCUGUGAGUCAUGGAAGGGCUAGCUGCUGCCUGGAACUGGUACACCAGAGCCUGGCCCACUCACCUGACAGUCUUGGGGUGGAAAGUCCACGGGCUCAGGCUCAGUUGGUAAAGAGCCUGUAUUGCCAACAAAUUGCCAUGCCCAUGCCUGGCUGACAGCUCUUCAUAUCUGGUAUCCACUAGGGGUGCCCAGUUGUUUUGCUUCUUUGUUACUUUAUUGUAUUAUCAUUGUACUUAAUAGAAAGUGUUGAUAGGGUCCAAAACCCUAUAGAAAUUCUGUCUGUCAAAACCAACAAAUGCUUUGGAUUUGUGCGAAUAUAAAGAUAUUUUGUUGGUAGGUAAUUUUAAAUUUAAAUGUUUUUGAUGAUAAUCGGUGUUUCUUUUUACUCAUAAAGUUGGAUUAUUUUUUAGAAUUUGUAAUAAAUAAAAACUAUUGCUGCUUUACCACUGUAAAAUAUGCUUUCUAAUGUGACCAUGUAUUUUUUAAAUAAAUUUUAAA
This is a messenger RNA of Talpa occidentalis (Iberian mole), 7000 nucleotides long. It is a transcript of the gene SLC7A2, whose product is annotated as solute carrier family 7 member 2. Bases 157 to 2133 code for a protein of 658 amino acids. Gene Ontology annotation, cellular component: plasma membrane. The record is from RefSeq and is a predicted model, not a curated record. The transcript has 13 exons. Gene Ontology annotation, molecular function: amino acid transmembrane transporter activity. Gene Ontology annotation, biological process: amino acid transport; transmembrane transport. Lineage: Eukaryota; Metazoa; Chordata; Mammalia; Eulipotyphla; Talpidae.